AUGGAGAGCAUGAGGAGCUUCCUGACGCACCUGACCGAGACGGAGCCUCCCGGCGGUGAGCACGACGAGCAGGUCUGGACGUGGAUGAAGCAGGUCCGGGAGCUUGCGCAGGACUGCAGCAACUGCAUCGACACCUACCGGCAGCACGGUGACCUAGCGGUCCGCCACCCCAGCUGGAGCCGCGGUGCCGGCAUCCUCCAGCGCUACAUCUACUGGGCUCCUUGGAUGGUCGAGAAGUUGCUCGCCCAGCACUACGCGGCCAUCUGGCUGCGCGAGCUCAAGGACCGUGCCCACGACGUCGGCCAGCGUCGCUUGAGGUACGGCGUGGAGGUCCCCGGCAAGCCAUCAUCCAAGGCGGCAGGAGGGGCACCGUCGUCGGUGCGGUCUGAAGAAGCUUCUCCGUCAACCACUAGUGCCACCACAGGAGCACAAGCACCAGACGAGGAAGAUGAAGACGAGGAGGAGGAGGAGCAGCAAGACCAAGAAUACGACUCGGUAAAGUCGGUUGGCAUUACGGGACCAUCGUCAUCUUCAUCGCCAUCAUUACCAUCCAUCGCCAUUGUACCACCACCACCACCCAGAGUAGCUCAAGGUGGUGCAACGGAGGUGGUGGUGGCCGCAGGAGCCAAUGCACGCGAUGCUUUGGCUUCCAUGGAGACCACCCAUUUCGACCGCUCUGUGUGGAUCAACCUCCAGGCUUUGCAUCUCCACCGCUCUUGGCACCAAAUCAGCACCGAGGCCAUCCUCUGCUACAUCCUGCGUGAAUGUGAAUCUCUCAAGAAGCGAGGCAAAGAUCAUGGUCAGGUUAAUCCUAAGAUGGAAGAAAUCGAGGGUAAUAUUACUAAGAACAGUGCUGCAGAAGAAGAACAAGAAGAGAAAAGUAAAGGAGAAGCUGCAUAUGGAAACCAGACUGAAGACGAAAUCCCCUCAACCCCUGAUGGUAGUAUGUCACGCCCCAAACUAGCCCCGAACGGCGGCCAGACCAAAUAUGAAUCCAUCCUGCGCGAGGUGUUCCCCCUUGCAACCAGCAAACCCCACAAGGUCCAGGAAGGUACUACUGCUGUCAGUAGUGAUAGUAGUAGCCAUGUUGUUGCUGCUGCUGCCGCUGCAGCCGCCGCCACCGCCGCUGCAGCGACUACUGCUGCUACAUUGGAGAAAGUUCAGAUAGAACAAAUCAUUGACAAGGCUAAACAAGACAUCCUGCAAUGCAUCCUGCAGGAGCUACAGCAGCAGUUACCAGAAGCUGACAAAUCUCUUGAGGAGAACGGAUGGAGGGAGAUCAGAAAUGCUUUGCAUCAGCUGUCAAGCUCCGGCAGUGCAAUGGUUGUGACCACCCCGAACAUUCAGAAGGCCAAAGAAAUUUGCUGUCCACAGCAGGAGCCUAUAACCAAUUCUAUUGCUGGCUUGUACUAUGAUACUUUGCUCAAGCUUACAAGGAAGAGGGUGAAUAAAGAUGUAAACCAGAUUUUCCGCGACAUCUUGGACAAGUGUUAUCCAAGCGAAUUCUGCAUGAAGAUCUUCGCUCAUGCCCUCUACGCCAAUCCCAACAGGAGCAAAGAAGAUCUACGCAAGUUGCUUGAUUCCCUGGAUUCAAAUAAAUCACUGGGCAUCUGUUAG
Oryza sativa Japonica Group (Japanese rice) is the source of this 1617-nucleotide messenger RNA. RefSeq names its product disease resistance protein PIK6-NP-like. NCBI's taxonomy places the organism in Eukaryota, Viridiplantae, Streptophyta, Magnoliopsida, Poales, Poaceae. Gene Ontology annotation, biological process: defense response to other organism. The record is from RefSeq and is a predicted model, not a curated record.